This is a messenger RNA of Histoplasma capsulatum G186AR, 1365 nucleotides long. RefSeq names its product mitochondrial 54S ribosomal protein YmL7/YmL5. NCBI's taxonomy places the organism in Eukaryota, Fungi, Ascomycota, Eurotiomycetes, Onygenales, Ajellomycetaceae. The record is from RefSeq and is a predicted model, not a curated record. Gene Ontology annotation, cellular component: cytosolic large ribosomal subunit; ribosome. Gene Ontology annotation, molecular function: RNA binding; structural constituent of ribosome. The coding region runs from base 25 to 1059 and encodes 344 amino acids. The transcript has 2 exons. Gene Ontology annotation, biological process: translation.
GCUAGGGAACAAAAAAUACACAACAUGGCAGCAUUAGUUCUCUGCGAGCCACCAAUUCACAUUUCCAGGGUGCUCCCCAAAGCCCUUAUAUCCUUAUCCAGCCCCAGGACCCCAUCAUGCCGCCGCAAUGCGUCUUCUACCGCCCUUCCUGAAACCAUCACAGAUGACCUCGAGACAAACUCAAGCUUCUCCCAACCCUCUUCCUUCCCAGAAAAUGAAAUUGAGGCCUUUGAUCCAGUAGCAAGGACCAAAGAGCGGAAGAAGCCAUUGCCUCCUAGUCGCUACCAAUUUCGCCCUCCAAAAUAUGACCGUGGUCCUCUUCAUCCCCAUCGUCCGCCACCAGCCUGGGAUCCCGCCUCCCGCCAAUUCAUCCCCGGCCCUUUCACCCUCCCCCGAGUCGAGCAAACCUAUGAAUCUACAAUAUCCCACGAUAUCCUCACCCUCUGCUACGUACACAACCCGCCGGGAUUUAGACCACCCCCAACCCCCCAGCGCCUUCGUGGCUGGGAUGAUAGUUCCCCCUAUCACUCCAACAGACCACUCCGAGGACCACGUGGAGGCGACGUCCUCCGCCUUCUCCGGAAACCCAUAACAUUCCGCAACAUCCCUAAACUUGACAAGAUCACGCUUCACAGCUAUGUGAACCAGGUUAUAGAGAAAGGUUCGGGGCCGCUGCAUGUGGCCGGUAUGGCUAUACAAGCCAUUUCUAAUGUGCGCGUGCAGACACAUAAGAUGAAGGGCAACGUCGCGAAGUGGGGUGUUGUGCCUGGCAAGGCGUAUAUUGCUGUUACGGCCGAGCUGAAGGGCGAGGACAUGUAUCACUUCUUUGGGAAAUUGGUAGACGUGGUGAUGCCUAGGAUCAAGGACUGGAAGGGUGUCAAGGGGAGCAGUGGGGAUAGUAGCGGAAAUAUCUCGUUUGGCCUUGAUCCGGAUAUGGUGGCUCUGUUCCCGGAGAUCGAGGUGAAUUAUGAUAUGUACGUCUUGCAGCAACCCCCAACCUCCGGAUACCCUACUAUUACUAUUCUUUUUCUCUCAUCUUGCUUCGAAAUGCAUAACUAAUCGUGGUCAUUUUCUGCUUUUAUAGGUACCCGCCAGCUAUGAUACCUGGUUGCCACAUAACAAUUCACACAACAGCCAAAACAGACAAGGAUGCCCGACUCCUCCUCAAUGCGAUGGGCAUUCCAUUCUAUGGGAAAUAUGUAAAUUAGGAACCAAACUUGAGCCAAAAAGAAAAAUACACUGGGGGGGAAUGUUGGCGUUUGUUCUGUUUUCUUUUUGUGGCUGCAUGAUUUACAUUAUUUCUUCAGUUUAGACCAUUUUUGUCUACUGCGGUUGUACUGUACAAUAUAUUCGUUUUAUUAGUAU